UUAUAUAUAACUUAUAUCCAAAUAUUUAUAGUGCAUGUAUAUAAGUUACAAUCGUAUUUCUCUCUUCAAACUAUUCAUCCCUACAAUUUCUAUCUCAUAUCUAAUAAUCACCAAAAAUGGAUGAACUAAUAUUUCCCUCGGCCUCAAUUUCUCAAGAAAACCAGCCAUCAACACUUGAACAGAGGCUUCAGUAUAUCCUCAAAAGUCAAACAAAUUCUUGGGCUUACGCCAUUUUCUGGCAAACCACCUCUAAUAAAGACAACAAUGGAAGUUUUUUCUUAACUUGGGGUGAUGGCCAUUUUCAGGGAAGCAAUAAAGACGUAGAAUGGUUCUACGUGUUGUCACUGGCUAAGUCUUAUUCUGGUAAUGAAGGGGUUAUUGGAAAAGCUUUUAGUACAGCUUCUUUUGUGUGGCUAAAUGGGGCACAACAACUUCAGUUUUGUAGCUGUGAAAGGGCUAAAGAAGCUCAGUACAAUGGCGUUAAAACUCUUGUUUGUGUUCCAAUUUCAAAUGGGGUGCUUGAAUUAGGCUCGAGUGAUAUAAUCAAAGAGGAUUGGACCUUGGUUCAACAAGUCAAGUCUUUGUUUUGUUCAGUGCAAGAAAAUGGUCCAAUUAACUUUCUUGAUCAAAAUAGUACCAUUUAUUUUGCUAAUUUUGAUUUUGUUACCGGCAUGCAAAUAGAUGUUCAAGAAUCAGACAACAACAGUAGCAAAAAGGUAGCUACAAUGAGCCAUGCUUCAUUCCUAGAUUCAGAGCUAUCGAAUUCAGAUUGCCAAUUACUAGAACAUCCGCUGCAGAAAAGUAGAGUUGGAUCUAAGAUCAGAAGGACCUACAGGAAAAGGGAAAGAAAGCCGGGAGUAGAUUGCGACAAGCAAAUGAACCACGUAGAGGCGGAGAGGCAGAGGAGGGAGAAACUCAACCACCGAUUCUACGAGUUGCGCUCGGUGGUUCCGCAAGUUACGAGAAUGGACAAAGCCUCAUUGCUAUCAGACGCAGUGGCCUAUAUCAAUGAACUCAAAGCCAAAGUGGAUAAAUUGGAGUCAAAACUUCAUAGAGUCUUGGAGCUCAAGAAGAAACCGCAAAUGGAACACAAUGACGCUGUGGACAACCAAAGCUCUACCAAUUCGGUGGAUCACAAAAAUCAGACAUUGAAGGUUGAAGUGAAGAUGAUAGGUCCAGACGCCAUGAUUAGAGUUCAAUCAGAAGAUGUGAAUUACCCAUCAACAAGAUUGAUGUGUGCACUUCAAGAUCUUGAACUUCAUGUCUACCAUGCCAACAUCUCAAGUGUCAACAACAUUGUGGUUCAGGAUAUAGUGAUUAGUGUUCCUAAUAAGGGAUUAAAAACUGAAGAUGGAUUAAGAGCUGCUCUUCUUACAAGCUUAGAGCAAAUCGAGGCCUGUUGAUAAUUGCCUUGUCGUUUAGUUUUGAGCAUGUACAUAAUUUUUAAUUUCUGUCGUCUUUUCUUCUUCUUUUAGUAACUAAAAUCCUUCUUUAUAUAGUUGAGUUUAUUCAUCUCCCUUACUCGUGGCAGUAGUAUAUUAGUCUUGUAUUUUUAUUCGUAGAGUUAUAUUUUUACAUGUUA
Messenger RNA from Nicotiana attenuata, 1582 nucleotides. RefSeq names its product transcription factor MYC2-like. Gene Ontology annotation, biological process: regulation of DNA-templated transcription. Gene Ontology annotation, cellular component: nucleus. The coding region runs from base 117 to 1403 and encodes 428 amino acids. The record is from RefSeq and is a predicted model, not a curated record. Gene Ontology annotation, molecular function: protein dimerization activity; DNA-binding transcription factor activity; transcription cis-regulatory region binding. Lineage: Eukaryota; Viridiplantae; Streptophyta; Magnoliopsida; Solanales; Solanaceae. The transcript has 3 exons.